AUGACUUGGCAAUGGAGGAGAAGAGAAGAAUGGAGCGCCGAGCCAACGAGGACGCGAUUGCUGCUCAGAACGGACAAGCCGAAGGCGAUAGCCCCGACAAAACGUGCGGUGCAUCAAGCAAGUGGCCAGCGCGACUGCCCGAGAGAUGAUGGUGACGAAGCCCAACAAGGCAAAGCUGCUGGCGAACCACUCAUCCCAACCUCUCCCCACGUUGAAGACGCUGAACCUGGUACAUGCAGCGAUGAGCAGGACGCUGGAUCGGAUGCUGCGGACACCCAGUCUCCUCAGUCGCAAGGUAACGAAUGA
This is a messenger RNA of Phytophthora sojae, 306 nucleotides long. RefSeq lists its product as hypothetical. Bases 1 to 306 code for a protein of 101 amino acids. The transcript is spliced from 3 exons. Lineage: Eukaryota; Oomycota; Peronosporomycetes; Peronosporales; Peronosporaceae. The record is from RefSeq and is a predicted model, not a curated record.